AUGGCGCCAACGAUACAAAACGUGGAUAUUCUGAAUUCAAGAACCCAAAUUAAUAUGCGUCUUAUAAACAAAUUAGAACAUGUUCAAAACAACGACACGUUGCUACCACAAGACUUCACCAAUAUAAACAGUGAUAAUGAUUUUGAUAUAAUCAAAUAUGAAGCUAUGGAAUUUAGGUCGCGUAUUAAGUGGCCAGAUUUAUUAGUGCAAGUGUCGUUGCAUUUAGUGACAAUAUAUGGAUUCUACCUCAUUAUAACUUGUGACGUGAAGUUCCUAACUAUACUUUUUGCAUUUGCCACAAUAUACACAUCCGGUUUCGGCAUUACAGCGGGUGUCCACAGACUUUGGUCUCAUAGAGCAUACAAAGCGCGGCUGCCACUAAGGAUUUUACUUGCUCUACUCUUCACCAUCACUGGUCAAAAAGAUAUCUACACAUGGGCUCUAGACCACAGAGUGCAUCAUAAAUACUCAGAGACUGUAGCGGAUCCCCAUGAUGUGCGACGGGGGUUUUGGUUUGCUCACGUCGGGUGGUUGGUCCUUACACCGCAUCCAGCUGUAGAGAAUCGAAGAGUCGCUCUUAAAAAUACUUCGGUUGAUCUCAUCAACGACCCUGUAGUACUAUUACAGAGGAGGUUUUUCAUUCCUCUGUUUAUAUUGCUGAACUUGGUGAUACCUGUGGGUAUUCCUGUAUAUUUUUGGGGAGAAACGUUGUUAAAUAGCUUUGUUGUAAGCUUUGUGACGAGAUUUACAAUCACUCUAAAUAUUGCGUUCUGCGUCAACAGCUUCGCGCAUUUAUGGGGCAACAAGCCUUAUGACAGAUUCAUAAAACCAGUGGAAAAUUCAAUAGUAAGUUUAGCCGCUUUGGGCGAAGGAUGGCACAAUUAUCACCACGUUUUCCCUUGGGAUUACAGAACGUCAGAAUUAGGAAGACUGAACAUAUCAACAUGGUUUAUUGAUACAUUUGCAAAAAUUGGAUGGGCGUAUGACUUAAAAGCCGCAACAGCAUCCAUGAUCAUCAACAGAGCUAGCCGAAGUGGUGAUGGCAGUCUCGGAGAAAUUGAAGAACCAGAUCCAAGCUGUUCUACAAAUUACAGUCACGAAGAAAAAUAUUUA
Messenger RNA from Brenthis ino (lesser marbled fritillary), 1113 nucleotides. NCBI's taxonomy places the organism in Eukaryota, Metazoa, Arthropoda, Insecta, Lepidoptera, Nymphalidae. The record is from the annotation of a GenBank genome assembly.